GGAUAUUGUGGGUUGUAUAAAAGAAGUACACAACGUCGUGAUAGAAACUAAUUGUGGAGAGUAAUUGGCAUUUGAAGGAACGCUGAACUUGGUUCGCAAAACCGUAACAAGAUGAACAGACUGUCCUCCAUGUUUUUGGCUUUUGCCAUUUUUCAAUGCUCGUUCGUCUUCAGUGCUGCUGACAUCAAUUUAGGUGUUAGCGAUUUCAAAUGCCCAACAGGCCACAGCAUCUACCCUCAUCCUCAGCGGUGCGAACUUUACUACACCUGUUACAACACAGAACCCACUUACCUGUGGCAAUGUAGAUCCAACUUGCUAUUUGACCUCGUCUACGACGGCUGCAACUGGCCGGAACAAACGUACUGCGGAAAUCGUACUCGACCCGGUGAUACGGCCACAAGCAUUCAGCCUGUGCCUACAGCAUCAACAGCUAUUCAUUCUAGCCUGAGGCCUUUUACGUGCCCCGAUGAUGGAUUUUAUCCGGAGUACACGGACCGUUGCAGUUCCCAUUUCUACACUUGUCUCGACGGUCAAGCUUUUUCUACUUAUUGCCCAUCUUACGGAGUCUUCGAGCCAGUCAAUAGACGAUGCGUUUCACCAAACGCUCUGGCGUGCAAAAGUGCGUCGUCAACAACUAGAAAAACAACAUUUCCAACGCUUGAACUCACGUCGGCAUCCGCGACCAAAACUGAUGCUCCUGUCACAGUAACAGUUCCGCCAACAACAAUGAUCCCCAAAACAACUCAAGGAGGUUCAUUUGUCUGCCCUGGAAACGGAACUUACCCGGACCCAGCUCAAUGUUCAAAUUACUACGUGUGUGACAACGGCACCGCCUUCCUUUUCGCUUGUCCGACUGGCCUUGUCUUCAAUCCAGCUGGUAGCGUUUGCGAUUGGCCCAGCAACGUCCCCGGCUGCAAUGCUAAAUAAAUGACGACGCCAUUUUUCUAAUAAGAAGUUUUUCCACCACUGAUGCAAAACAAUCAAACUUUGUUUUGAUCCGCUUAUUAUGUGUGUCCUCAAUAUAAACAUUUUAAAUGCAAUUAUGAUGUUAAUUUUUAGCAUUAUCCAAUUGGUUUGUUAUACAACUGGUAUAUUGUGAACGUAGCUUAAUAUGAUGCCUAUGUUUCACAGUUGCUUUUAUUUCUAUAUGAGUAGGUAUGUCAUGUGAUAUUACGAAUAAAAUGAUGAAAGUCCUAA
This is a messenger RNA of Daphnia magna, 1197 nucleotides long. RefSeq names its product probable endochitinase. The record is from RefSeq and is a predicted model, not a curated record. Gene Ontology annotation, cellular component: extracellular region. Gene Ontology annotation, molecular function: chitin binding. Lineage: Eukaryota; Metazoa; Arthropoda; Branchiopoda; Diplostraca; Daphniidae. The coding region runs from base 112 to 927 and encodes 271 amino acids. The transcript is spliced from 6 exons.